Molecule: messenger RNA, 5138 nt
Organism: Danio aesculapii
Lineage: Eukaryota; Metazoa; Chordata; Actinopteri; Cypriniformes; Danionidae
Gene: acvr2ba
Product: activin A receptor type 2Ba
Exons: 11
Coding region: 387-1916 (509 amino acids)
Biological process (GO): activin receptor signaling pathway; protein phosphorylation; cellular response to growth factor stimulus
Cellular component (GO): activin receptor complex; plasma membrane
Molecular function (GO): activin binding; ATP binding; activin receptor activity
Source: RefSeq, a predicted model, not a curated record
UUUCCCCGCUGGCUGCGUUUGGCUCUCCGAAGCCAUUUUGGACUCAGUUCAGUUCGGUGCGGGUCGGAAUCCGGGCGACCAGAAGCUGCACAGGCGGACAGGUUCUGCAGGACCUGCCGGAGAUCGGGUUGCUUAUUUGGGGGGCGUCAGUGUGGAUUAUCCGUCGUUCCUGAUGGCUUUAAAUCGGGCUCAAGUUUGACUGAGAGCCGCUGGUGUGGACAUCAGGCCGACGGUCACUCGGGCUCCAGAGCGCGCGUGUGCGUGUGGUGUGUGAGUGUGCGUGUGUUUUUCAGUGAGUGAGUGUGUGUGAUCGGUUUAAAUGUGUGCGAGGCAGAGGACGCCGAACAGGAGUAAAUCCGGGCUGUUUUUGGUCUGAUCAGAGGAAUAUGUUCGCUUCUCUGCUCACUUUGGCACUUCUUCUGGCAACUUUCGCUGCAGGCCCCAGUCAUGGCGAGGUGGACACGCGGGAGUGUUUGUACUUUAACGUUAACUGGGAGGUGGAGAAGACGAACCGUAGCGGUGUGGAGCGAUGUGAAGGUGAGAACGACAAGCGCUCGCACUGCUACGCCUCCUGGAGGAACAACUCCGGCUCCAUUCAGCUCGUCAAGAAGGGCUGCUGGCUCGACGACUUCAACUGCUACGACAGGCAGGAGUGUGUGGCCACAGAGGAGAAUCCUCAGGUGUUUUUCUGCUGCUGUGAAGGAAACUUCUGCAAUGAGAGAUUCACACACCUGCCAGACAUCAGUGGACCAGAGAUCUCUCCUCCUCCAGUGUCUCCAUCUCUGCUGAAUGUGUUGGUUUACUCUCUGCUGCCGCUUUCUAUGCUCUCCAUGGCUGUGCUGUUGGCCUUCUGGAUGUACCGACACCGAAAACCUCCAUACGGACAUGUGGAUGUCAAUGAGGAUCCAGGUCCAUCUCCUCCUUCUCCUCUGGUAGGUCUGAAGCCUCUGCAGCUGCUGGAGGUUAAAGCUCGCGGACGCUUCGGCUGCGUCUGGAAGGCUCAGAUGAUCAAUGAAUUUGUAGCCGUCAAGAUUUUCCCCAUACAGGAUAAGCUGUCGUGGCAGAACGAGCGGGAGAUGUUUUCCACUCCGGGAAUGAAACAUGAUAACCUGCUGCGCUUCAUCGCCGCCGAGAAACGCGGAUCUAACCUGGAGAUGGAGUUCUGGCUCAUCACUGAGUUUCAUGAGCGGGGCUCUCUGACGGACUAUCUGAAGGGGAAUGCAGUAAGCUGGGCUGAUUUGUGUGUGAUAGCGGAGAGCAUGGCCUGUGGUCUGGCAUACCUGCAUGAAGACGUGCCGCGCUUCAAAGGAGAAGGCCCCAAACCUGCCAUCGCACACAGAGACUUCAAGAGUAAGAAUGUGAUGCUGAAGAUGGACCUCACUGCAGUCAUUGGGGAUUUUGGACUGGCGGUGCGAUUUGAGCCGGGGAAACCACCGGGAGACACACACGGCCAGGUGGGCACGAGGAGGUACAUGGCCCCAGAGGUGCUGGAAGGAGCCAUAAACUUCCAGCGGGACUCUUUUCUCCGGAUAGACAUGUACGCUAUGGGCCUGGUGCUGUGGGAGCUGGUGUCACGCUGCAAAGCUUCUGAUGGUCCUGUGGACGAGUACAUGUUGCCGUUUGAGGAGGAGAUCGGUCAGCACCCAUCGCUGGAGGAUCUGCAGGAUGCUGUGGUCCAUAAGAAGCUGCGGCCGGUGUUUAAGGACUGCUGGCUCAAGCAUUCAGGUCUGUGUCAGAUGUGCGAGACCAUGGAGGAGUGCUGGGAUCAUGACGCAGAGGCUCGUCUGUCGGCCGGCUGUGUGCAGGAGCGCAUCUCUCAGAUCCGCCGUGUCAGCAGCUCCACCUCAGACUGCCUGUUCUCCAUGGUGACCUCGCUCACCAACGUGGACCUGCCGCCCAAAGAGUCCAGCAUCUAAACACUCAGAGAAAAACAAAACAAACACACACCCACCCUCAAGCAGCUGCUAUUUUACCACAACCCUUUUUUUAAACUGUCCUCGUUACUGUUGUUUAUUAUUAUUAUUAUUAUUAUUUUUAUUUUUCUGAUCGGAUCAGCAACUUUACCAGCACACUUACUCUUCUCUACUGUAUUUUUAUCAUCGGAGCAAACGCGACGAAGCGUGCAUUCAGGUGCCGACGAAUGAAUGCUGACGCUGCAGGUACCUCAAGGUUUAUCUGGUGUUGUGUUUUUCCUCUUCUUCUUCUGGAUGGCUGAGCAGUGCUGCAGACCCGCGGGGAUCAUCAUGACUGUUACACAAAGCUAGCUCCUCUGGGUUUAUUUUCUCUCUCUCUCUCCGACAGUGAAACGUGUCUUUCGGAGCUAACGGGUGUUCAGGAACACCACACCACAACACAGCCGGCGGUUUUGGAUGAUUUUGUGGUGGUUUCUCUCCCACGGCUGGCUCAUCUGCGUGUGCAGAUUUCAGAGCAUUUAGUUCGGUACAGGAAUCUUUCUCAGGGAUCCAGAGUCGAGGGGUCCAUGACUGCCUUUUUCCCGCAUCAGUAUAGGACAGAGAUCGGUUUAUAAUGCCAAUUACCUACGAGGGCUGGGACCAUAAAUCGUGCAUUGUGAAUCGAGAGAUGAUUCUGCGUGGACUGUUCUGAAUGCAUUGUGAUUCUCUUUUGAAUGGAUUCUGAGGUUAGUUUUUACCAGCAGACGGCGCUGUGUGUUUUACAAACAGAUUCCUUACAUAUUCGAGCAUGGCAUUUUCAUUAGUCAAUUAUGGAAUGAGGUUUAAGCGAAAAACAAGAAUCAGAAUUAAUAUUGUGAGUUAAUUCGACCACUUAACAAUAAGCCUAGAGCACCAUCUGCUGUUCAAAGCUAGCAUAGAGCACCAUCAGCUGUUCAAAGCUAGCGUAGAGCACCAUCUGCUGGUGAAAACCAGGCUAGAGUUCCAUUUGCUGUUUUUAAACUAGCCUAGAGCACCAUCUGCUAUUUUAAAACUAGCCUAGAGUGACGUCUGCUGUUUUAAAACUAGCCUAGACCACCAUUCGCUAUUUUAAAACUAGCCUAGAGCAUUAUCUGUUGUUUUAAAACUAGCCUUGAGCGCCAUCCGCUGUUUUAAAACUAGCCUAGAGCUCCAUCCGCUGUUUUAAAACUAGCCUAGAGCUCCAUCCGCUGUUUUAAAACUAGCCUAGAGCGCCAUCUGCUGUUUUUAAACUAGCCUAGAGCACCAUCUGCUAUUUUAAAACUAGCCUAGAGUGACGUCUGCUGUUUUAAAACUAGCCUAGAGCACCAUUCGCUAUUUUAAAACUAGCCUAGAGCAUUAUCUGUUGUUUUAAAACUAGCCUAGAGCGCCAUCCGCUGUUUUAAAACUAGCCCAGAGCUCCAUCCGCUGUUUUAAAACUAGCCUAGAGCUCCAUCCGCUGUUUUAAAACUAGCCUAGAGCGCCAUCUGCUGUUUUUAAACUAGCCUAGAGCGCCAUCCGCUGUUUUAAAACUAGCCUAGAGCAUUAUCUGUUGUUUUAAACUAGCCUAGAGCGCCAUCCGCUGUUUUAAAACUAGCCUAGAGCAUUAUCUGUUGUUUUAAAACUAGCCUAGAGCGCCAUCCGCUGUUUUAAAACUAGCCUAGAGCGCCAUCUGCUGUUUUUAAACUAGCCUAGAGCGCCAUCCGCUGUUUUAAAACUAGCCUAGAGCAUUAUCUGUUGUUUUAAAACUAGCCUAGAGUGCCAUCCGCUGUUUUAAAACUAGCCUAGAGCAUUAUCUGUUGUUUUAAAACUAGCCUAGAGCGCCAUCCGCUGUUUUUAAACUAGCCUAGAACGCCUUCUGCUGUUUUAAACUAGCCUAGAACGCCUUCUGCUGUUUUAAACUAGCCUAGAGCACCAUUCGCUAUUUUAAAACUAGCCUAGAGCAUUAUCUGUUGUUUUAAAACUAGCCUAGAGCGCCAUCCGCUGUUUUUAAACUAGCCUAGAGCGCCUUCUGCUGUUUUAAAACUAGCCUAGAGCGCCGUCUGCUGUUUUAAAACUAGCCUAGAGCAUUAUCUGUUGUUUUAAAACUAGCCUAGAGCGCCAUCCGCUGUUUUUAAACUAGCCUAGAGCGCCAUCCGCUGUUUUAAAACUAGCCUAGAGCAUUAUCUGUUGUUUUAAAACUAGCCUAGAGCGCCAUCCGCUGUUUUAAAACUAGCCUAGAGCAUUAUCUGUUGUUUUAAAACUAGCCUAGAGCGCCAUUCGCUAUUUUAAACUAGCCUAGAGCGCCAUCCGCUGUUUUUAAACUAGCCUAGAGCGCCUUCUGCUGUUUUAAAACUAGCCUAGAGCACCAUUCGCUAUUUUAAAACUAGCCUAGAGCAUUAUCUGUUGUUUUAAAACUAGCCUAGAGCGCCAUUCGCUAUUUUAAACUAGCCUAGAGCGCCAUCCGCUGUUUUUAAACUAGCCUAGAGCGCCUUCUGCUGUUUUAAAACUAGCCUAGAGCACCAUUCGCUGUUUUAAAACUAGCCUAGAGCAUUAUCUGUUGUUUUAAAACUAGCCUAGAGCACCAUUCGCUAUUUUAAACUAGCCUAGAGCUCCAGCCGCUGUUUUAAAACUAGCCCAGAGCGCCGUCUGCUAUUUUAAACUAGCCUAGAGCACCAUCCGCUGUUUUAAAAACUAACAUCAGAAUUGAUUCAGGGUGAAUUGAAAUGCAUUUUGAAAAUCUCAGAAAUGAUCCACAAAUCUCAAUGCAUCAAAUUAUCGCCCCAGCCAGGUUAUCUACACAGAACAUGCAAGACUGUGUGUGUGUGUUGGUGUCCGUGUGUGUGCGUGUGUGCUGAGAAGUUGUUGAUAUAGAAAAAACAAAAAGACUCUAAAAAGUGUGCGCGGCUGAAAGUAAGUGUUUGUUUCGGUCGUCUAGUUUCUCUUGUAAUGAUGCAAUGUGUUUUUUUUUUGGCGUCUGGAGUGAAGGAUUGGCGAAUUAAUCCUCAUCCAGACUGGAAAGGGGGAAUUCUGGGUCACGUUUUACCUCAAAAUUAAAAAGAAAAAAAAACAACAAAUAAUAUUUUUUAGAAUUGAAAGGAAUAUUAAGAUCUUUUUUUUGGAUUGUGGCAUUAAUUUGAAGAGCGCUAAGCACAUUUUCCUUCAAAUUCUUAUGAGCGAAACGAAUCCAAAUAGUCUUCAUUUUUACUGCUGGUGAUUUUCAUUAUUUUCAAUGAUUAUUAUUACAGUAAU